Molecule: messenger RNA, 864 nt
Organism: Fusarium redolens
Lineage: Eukaryota; Fungi; Ascomycota; Sordariomycetes; Hypocreales; Nectriaceae
Product: Alpha/Beta hydrolase protein
Exons: 1
Coding region: 1-864 (287 amino acids)
Molecular function (GO): catalytic activity
Source: RefSeq, a predicted model, not a curated record
AUGGAGCGCGCAGUCCCGCAAGGAACAGCAGAAACUGGCGCCAUUGUAACCGGAGACGGUGUCAGCUUAACCUACAGCCAACAAGGUCCUGACAACGGCAAGCAGAUACUCUUUAUCCCCGGUUGGAGUCAGACUGCUGCAGAAUGGAAGAAGCAGGUGUUAUAUUUCACCGAAGCCGGCUAUAGAGUGACAACAUACGAUAUGCGCGGCCACGGUGAAUCCGCAAAGCCAACCUUUGGCUAUCGCAUCAGCCGUUUCGCAGCAGACUUGAACGACCUUUUGAUAAAGCUUCACCUCAAAGACCUCACUAUUGUCGCUCACUCUAUGGGUUGUUGCGUCACAUGGGCAUGGUGGGACCAGUACCCAGAGUCUCACAAGCUUAUUCAGAAACUUGUGCUGGUCGAUCAGUCAGCGGAUUUCGUGAUUGACCCGAACUGGCCCGACGGCAAGGCCAACGAGCUCGCCGCAAUUUUUACUCCAGACGCUGUCUACAAUACUGCACACAACAUGUCAGCCGCGACGCCACCUUUGGUCAGGAGCAUGUUUACUAGUUCUGUCUCCCAAGAAGAUUACGAUUGGAUUUUGGAGCAGAACCGAAAGAUAAGCGAUGAAAACGCUGGGAAGCUGCUUAUUGAUCAUGCGUUCAAUGAUUGGCGUGACGUUCUCCCUCGGAUCAACGUUCCUACACUAGUUAUCGCAGGGGCAUUGAGCAUUUUCCCGGCUGUUGGAGUCGAGUGGGUUGCUUCGCAGAUACCUGGUGCAAAGCAUUAUACCUUCUCGGCUGAAGAGAAGGGAAGCCACUUGAUGUUUUGGGAGAAUUCUAGGAAAUUCAAUUCGGUGGUUGCGGUUUUUCUUACUGAGUAG